GAUGAGGAAGGCUGCGAGGGCCGUCAAGACCCACAAUGCGCUCCCGCGUAUGUCGUGGUCGCCUGAAAACCUCUACAACCUCCUGUCACGCUCCUUUGUCCCCUCUUUGGCCAAUGACACCAACUUCAGGCAGACUUACGGCACCAUGUACCACCAACGAUGGCGCUCAAAACGCAUGAUCCGCGCCUAUCACGGCGAUCACCUGCCUGAGAGCAGAUUCAAACGAUGGUUCCUGCCAGUCGAGCUCCCUUCCUACACCAAUCCAGCAGCAUCAGGCUCGUCGAAGCCAAGACCCGGAGGCAUAUUUGAGGGCGUGUCUAGGGGAAGACAAGAAGGCAAUGCGCAGAAGCUGCCCAUUGCGAGCUUGUUUGUGCGGGAGAUUGAGAGGAGACUGGAUACCGCUGUCUUCAGGUGUUGCUUCGCCCGCAGUGUGUGGGAGGCGAGGUCGCUCGUUGUUCAGGGCAAGGUCAAGGUCAACGGCGUCAAGCUCAAUGAUCCCAACCGCUUGUUGGAGCCUGGAGACCUCAUCAGCGUAGAGGCAUCAGCGGUGCCGAUGUUGUCGCCUGAGCUUGAGAGGAGGGCGCAGAGGAGAAUUGCGGCGGCGAAUGCGGGGACGCUGGAGGCCGAAGGAGCGUCAGCAGAGGAGGCGUCAGAAGAGGCAGCAUCAGAGGCUGCUGCGACAGAAAAGCAAGAGGAGGGAAAGGGCAAGACAGAGCCCGAAGAGACUAGCGAGUCUGCUGAAGCCACCUCUGGAGAAGGGGAGACAAAGGAGGCAUCACAUUCCGAGAAGAAGCAAGCCAAGAAGGAGAAGGCAGCGGCUUCGGCUCCAACAAGAGCGCCUGGCGUGCUCCCCUUCAACCUCCCGCCAUUCGCCGCUCCGUCCCUCUUCGUCCCUCCCUACCUCGAGGUCUCCUUCGCGGCCUGCUCGGCCAUCUACCUGCGUCACCCGACGUUGACUUUUCACCAGCAGCAACAGCAGCAGCAGCAGCAGGAUAGGGAGCAAGGGCAGUCAAGCGAUGAGUCUGCUCCUAGUGCCCGCAACUACCGCCCAGCCCGAACGAUUGUCUGCUCCGACCUGCCCACCCCCUAUCACCCCUCGUCAGAAAUGUUCUCCCUAGCAUGGGAGCACUACGCAAAGAACUCGCCGCGCGUUCGCGGAGACCUGCGUCGCCUCAAAAUGACAGCCAGAGUCGGCGCCGCGGACGGAGCGAGGAUAGAGGGAGAGGAGCGUGGCGGUUUUACGCAGGCUAGGGCGCUCGAUGGAUGGAAGAGACUGCAGGCGCAGAGGAGGGGAUGGACAAAGAGGAGGAGUACCGUCAGUGGAACUAGCGAGGCUACGGCUGGGCAGAGGAGAUUGGGCGUGCCUGUCAGCAAGGCCGGGAGAAAGGCGUUGAUGAGGAAGAUGAGGAUGAGAGUCAUGAAGAAGCCGAAGACGGGCAAAAAGUGAAGGCGUGCGGGCACCUGACAAUCCAGCAUGAUACAUCCCACUC
This is a messenger RNA of Jaminaea rosea, 1490 nucleotides long. RefSeq names its product alpha-L RNA-binding motif-containing protein. The record is from RefSeq and is a predicted model, not a curated record. The transcript has 2 exons. Gene Ontology annotation, molecular function: rRNA binding; structural constituent of ribosome. The annotation marks the transcript as partial. Lineage: Eukaryota; Fungi; Basidiomycota; Exobasidiomycetes; Microstromatales. Gene Ontology annotation, cellular component: mitochondrial small ribosomal subunit. Gene Ontology annotation, biological process: positive regulation of translational fidelity.